CUUGUUACUAACGUUAAAACGAUCCAUUUUUGAACGCAAAAUAGAUCACCAGGACAGCGAGGAAACUAGGUCUAAAAAGGAUAAAGUUUUCACUUCAAGCUUCGGCACAGAGAGGUAGAGAGAGAGAGUAAGGUUAAAAGCUCGAUCUUUCGACUCCUCUCAUCAUCAAUGGGUCCGUGGGAAGCUUUUCUCAAUUGGCUUCGAAGCCUUUUUUUCAAGCAGGAAAUGGAGCUUUCUCUGAUAGGGCUUCAAAAUGCUGGAAAAUCGUCACUUGUAAAUGUUGUUGCAACUGGUGGAUAUAGCGAAGACAUGAUCCCCACGGUAGGAUUUAAUAUGAGGAAGGUAACUAAAGGGAAUGUCACAAUAAAGUUAUGGGAUCUUGGAGGUCAACCCCGAUUCCGUAGUAUGUGGGAGAGAUAUUGCCGUGCAGUUUCUGCUAUUGUUUAUGUUGUUGACGCAGCAGAUUAUGAUAACAUCAGCAUCUCAAAAAGUGAACUUCAUGAUUUGCUGAGUAAAUCAUCAUUGAGCGGUAUUCCUUUGCUAGUUUUGGGCAACAAGAUUGACAAGCCAGGAGCCCUGACUCAGCAGUCCUUGACUGAUCAGAUGGGCCUCAAAUCUAUUGCUGAUAGAGAGGUGUGCUGCUUUAUGAUCUCGUGCAAGAACUCAACCAACAUUGAUUCAGUCAUUGAUUGGCUUGUUAAGCAUUCCAAAUCAGCAAGCUGAGAAAAAAAUGUUCCUUUAUUGUAUUUUGGAUUUGUAUUUGCCCAAAAUUUAUGAGAAAAUGGAGUGUUGGGUUUUUGGUGAGCGGUCUUAACUGCGUAGUUGAUUGUCUUACCCAUGUCUUUGUUCUUUUUGUUGCUGUGUUGUACAUUAAAUUAAUAUUUCCUGUUAACAGAAGGCAUCUAUGUACACAUUUGUGAA
Molecule: messenger RNA, 921 nt
Organism: Cornus florida
Lineage: Eukaryota; Viridiplantae; Streptophyta; Magnoliopsida; Cornales; Cornaceae
Product: ADP-ribosylation factor-like protein 8b
Exons: 6
Coding region: 169-723 (184 amino acids)
Biological process (GO): protein transport
Molecular function (GO): GTPase activity; GTP binding
Source: RefSeq, a predicted model, not a curated record